Molecule: messenger RNA, 2525 nt
Organism: Onychostoma macrolepis
Lineage: Eukaryota; Metazoa; Chordata; Actinopteri; Cypriniformes; Cyprinidae
Gene: cd4-2.2
Product: CD4-2 molecule, tandem duplicate 2
Biological process (GO): interleukin-15-mediated signaling pathway; positive regulation of ERK1 and ERK2 cascade; T cell activation
Cellular component (GO): external side of plasma membrane; membrane raft
Molecular function (GO): MHC class II protein binding; protein tyrosine kinase binding
Source: RefSeq, a predicted model, not a curated record
UUUUGCUUGCUUCCGCUCUCAUACCUCAGGUUCAGGUUUUAGUGUCGGCUGGUUUCUCGCACGCGCUGGUUUUUAUCAGAUGGAUUAAAUGCGCAGAACUUUUUUCAAACUUUUUCAGCAAACAUAAAACAACCUUCAAAAAAAAAGGAACAGAAUGGCAGUUUGCAAGAUCCCAUUUUUUCUCCUUGCACUGUGUAUAUGGUGUGGGAAAUGUGAGGUGUUGUAUAAGCGAGUCGGGGAUGAGGCUGUCAUAAAGUGUGGAGUGGAUUCAAUCAGUGAUAUAGAUUGGAAAUUUAACGACGAGCUCAUCUUGGGCAUUAAGGGCAAAAGUGGAACUAGACGGAUGGGUAACUCCCAUAUUACGGCUAAAGCAAGGUCAUAUGGAGACACUUUGAAGGUUCCCAGACUGGAGACAAGAGACGCUGGAGUCUAUUCCUGCAAGCAGUCAGGAAAACAAUACACUCUGCAUGUUGUGUCAGUCUUUGUUAAACCAGGCCCAGUUCUGGUGCAGUCUAGUGAUGCAGAGCUGCACUGUGACGUUACAGGAGACCCAAAUACUGAAGUACAGUGGCAGACCCCUAAUGGUGAAAAAUAUAAUGAAAAAAAUCGAGUAAUUCACCUGAAGUCUGUGACUUCCGAGGCAGGCCAGUGGACGUGUCUAGUCAAGGACUUGAAACUCAGUGUAACAUUGACUGUUGUUGUUGGUCUCCAGACCACAACUGUUAAUGUUUCUAAAGGGGACGACAUAGAGCUGCCCUGUUCUCUUCCUCAGAGUGUAUCUCAGCAUGUUGUGGGUGGGAAAUGGAAGGCUGACCACCUUCCCACAGUCUCUUUCCCAUCCCUGAAGAACACAGAAGACAGAGGCUUACACUGGAAUGGCGAGAAGUCAUCAAAAGUCAACUUUACUACUGGACAACUCGGCACCAACUUUGAUGUCACGUUGAAAAAUGUGCAGAGCAGUGAUGAAGGGACGUUUGUGUGUACAGUGCAGUUUGAGGGUGGAGUGAGUCUAAGCGUUGAGACUACUUUGACGGUUGUUUCCAACCCUUCAGGUAAAACAAAACUACACGCACUGUGUAUAUGGUGUGGGAAAUGUGAGGUGUUGUAUAAGCGAGUCGGGGAUGAGGCUGUCAUAAAGUGUGGAGUGGAUUCAAACAGUGAUAUAGAUUGGAAAUUUAACGACGAGCUCAUCUUGGGCAUUAAGGGCAAAAGUGGAACUAGACGGAUGGGUAGCUCCCAUAUUACGGCUAAAGCAAGGUCAUAUGGAGACACUUUGAAGGUUCCCAGACUGGAGACAAGAGACGCUGGAGUCUAUUCCUGCAAGCAGUCAGGAAAACAAUACACUCUGCAUGUUGUGUCAGUCUUUGUUAAACCAGGCCCAGUUCUGGUGCAGUCUAGUGAUGCAGAGCUGCACUGUGACGUUACAGGAGACCCAAAUACUGAAGUACAGUGGCAGAGACCCCCUAAUGGUGAAAAAUAUAAUGAAAAAAAUCGAGUAAUUCACCUGAAGUCUGUGACUUCACGAGACGCAGGCCAGUGGACGUGUCUAGUCAAGGACUUGAAACUCAGUGUAACAUUGACUGUUGUUGUUGGUCUCCAGACCACAACUGUUAAUGUUUCUAAAGGGGACAACAUAGAGCUGCCCUGUUCUCUUCCUCAGAGUGUAUCUCAGCGUGUUGUGGGUGGGAAAUGGAAGGCUGACCACCUUCCCGCAGUCUCUUUCCCAUCCCUGAAGAACACAGAAGACAGAGGCUUACACUGGAAUGGCAAGAAGUCACCAAAAGUCAACUUUACUACUGGACAACUCGGCACCAACUUUGAUGUCACAUUGAAUGAUGUGCAGAGCAGUGAUGCAGGGACGUUUGUGUGUACAGUGCAGUUUGAGGGUAAAGCGAGUCUAAGUGUUGAGACGACUUUGAGGGUUGUGGACAAAGCUUCAGGUGGAAAGGGGUCCACUAAAAGGAAAGGGAAAACAGCUGCAGUUCAGGAAAUCUUGAAUAAGGACGUGUAUGGUGUACAGCUGUGGAUCUGGAUUGCUGUAGGAGCCAGUUCUGUGGUUCUGAUUGGACUUAUCAUCAUGGCUGUUUUCCUCCAUAAAAGGAACAAACAUAAGAAGCAGAGGGUGAGAAAGCUGAGAUCCUUGCGGCAGCCUCUGACAGCCAAAGACUACUGCCAAUGCAACAGAGAUGAGAAAGAAGUGGAGUUGGGAGAGCAAAUGAGGCCACUUCCAGUGCCCAGACAACAGCGCAACCCACGUACACGUACAGCAGGCCCAAACCAUACCAACUGAGAGGAGCAGAGCGCAAUACCUGGGCCUGUGCUUUUAAAUGUGCUUCUUGCUUAAUGAUGACAAAUAAGACAUACACUUUGCAUGACUUGCUGUAGAACUGGGCGAUGAAUAUGUAUUAUUUACUGUACAUUUAAAACAAAUUCUGUUGCAGAGUAUAUAAUAUGUUUUUACAACUGUACUUUUUGAAUGACAAGAAUGUUGAAUGUUUUUAAAUAAAAAUUUUAUAUUCUUUUAA